Messenger RNA from Symbiodinium necroappetens, 2214 nucleotides. The record is from the annotation of a GenBank genome assembly. Lineage: Eukaryota; Dinophyceae; Suessiales; Symbiodiniaceae.
AUGAAGAUUUUGGACGAAUGGGAAACAGUGUUCGCCUCCGAGACGGAUUUCUUAUCACCACAGAUGGUCGACAAGCACGAUCGAGCUUUGCUUUGCAUGAACAGCAUCGGCACUAUGAUCGAAACGAAUCUGCCUGGCCAGUCUGCUGAGCAUCAAGGCCUGUUGCUGAUCGAGAUGUGCAAGUUCAUCGUUCCGUUGUUGCCGCCAAAUGAUAAUUCCCGAGUCUACCCAGUCUAUCCUUGGCUGCUCACGAAGGGGCCCGACUCGAAAGAAAUGCAGGAGGUGGAUAUGAAACUUUUCACAGCGGUUGCCGGUGCUCCCUUUGUUUCCAAGCUGGGGCAGAAGCAGGCUCCAGACACAAAGCCCAGCAAAGUGAAGCCAGCCCUGCUCGACGAUGAGCCGGAAAAGAAGCAAGCCAAGGGCAAGGCAAAGAGCAAAGCAAAGGCAAAGUCAGGCAAGAGGAAAGCACAGGGCGAGGAUGACAUGCUGGAAUCCAGCACAACCCUUCAAGGGCCUGUCGAGUUUGAAGAAGGCACACGUCCACGGCGAUGGCUAGACGAUCUCCUUGGAGCAUUGAUCACGGCGAACUAUGGGAAGCCACUAACUUACCCAUGGAACAGUCCCGCCGGCCAGUUGACUCGGAUGCUGAUAAGUUAUGCCCUCGAAUUCGCUUUGACGGGCAAGCUCGAGCUGAACAACAAGAUCUUCAAGGACUGGUCCAAGGCGGCAUCCACUGCAUCCAGCAUUAUUCAUGUCAGCUUGAUGAGAGCCGUCAUCAAGAAGUCCCGUGAUUCCGCUACCUCACCCGCCACAUCUACCUCUGCAGACGAUUCCAUGGUGGGCCAUUUGUUUACUCGUGUUUCCGAAGAGAAGGCUGCAUUGGAGAACCAGACUGCAGAGACAGGCAGCGAAGAAGAUGUCAGCGACAUCAGAGCAUGGGUCCGUUUUGUGUUGUGUUCUUGCAAAGUGACUGUCGAGGAUGCCGGUGUCUUUCUUAGCAAGAACACAGGCCCAAUUGAAUCCCACCCUGCCUUCCGCCGCUUUCGUGCAAUCUUGAAAGAUGUGACCUGUACCUGCAAUGCCAGUUCCGCCGAUCCCUGUAGCUUUCAUGAUGAGUCGGAACACAGCAUCCAAGACUUGGUUUGGGGUGUCACCGAGUGUUUGAGGGCUGAGGCUGGCGAGGAGUCCGUGCCUUCCUCGGUACUUCGGGUUGGCCUGGCAGCACUUGGUGCUGUUGCCAUUCAUGCAUCCGCGAAGCCCGACGAGAAGGUGCAAACACCGGCAGAGGUAGUGGGUAAGCAUGCAAGGUUUGUGUUGAUUGAGAAUGAGCAUGGCGAGUUCAUUUUCAACGAGCAAGCGAUCGAGGGCAUGAUUGUUUGCCGAGCACUUUACAUGCUGUUGGCUUUGAGGCAGAUAAUUGAGAAGCCAUUGGAACCUCAGGCCUUCGUCACUGUAUCGGACGUGCAGUGUUUGCCUGCCUUUGCUUCCCUCCUCGAUUACUUGUUGAGCAAAGACGGCAAGUCGUAUGUCAUGGAAGUCGAAAGCCGCUGCCAUUUCGCCCAGAAUUCUCACAAGGCCAAGGGAUCCUCUAAAUCCGCUGACGAUGCGAGUCCGGGCUCUGGGCCUGUUUCGUUAUGGUGCUCGACUUGGUCGAAGAUUCUGUUCGAUGCUCUGCGGGCCCAGGCGAAGAAUUGCGGUCGAAGCCGUCAGGGUGAUGCCGGAGCCGAGCAGCCAGAAGCCAAACGUGCCAAGACUCAGACAACAAAGCUUGGAAAAGACCACAAGGGCACCGAAGAAAAACAGAUUGAGCCUCCUGCUGAUCCAAAAACGUGGGGGAAUUUUUUGCCAAGCCCAACGAAGCUGUUUUCCACGAAGUCGCUGGCAGACAGUUUCUUGAACAAAGGCACGACUCCGACCACGACAAGUGCUGGUACUGGUACUGGUAGCCAUGAAGCAGAAACCGCAGAAGCCGUGAAAGAAGAGGCAGCAUCAGCAUCAGCAGCAGCACAUCCCCAGGCUUCGGCAUCGACUCAGCCAGUUGAGCUAUUGAAUAAAACUCCGACGCUGGCUAGCAUCUACAACAUGCACAACCUUCCAAGUGUCAAGUCCUUGAAUGUGCUGGAUGUGUUGGCUAUCGGACAGCAUGUGCAAACACACAUGUUGCAGAAGUCUGCGAGACUCGGUGCCAUGUUGUUCUUUCAUGUGUUGUUUUAA